Messenger RNA from Penicillium malachiteum, 1341 nucleotides. RefSeq names its product Zn(II)2Cys6 transcription factor. Gene Ontology annotation, molecular function: DNA-binding transcription factor activity, RNA polymerase II-specific; transcription cis-regulatory region binding; zinc ion binding. NCBI's taxonomy places the organism in Eukaryota, Fungi, Ascomycota, Eurotiomycetes, Eurotiales, Aspergillaceae. The coding region runs from base 1 to 1341 and encodes 446 amino acids. Gene Ontology annotation, biological process: positive regulation of transcription by RNA polymerase II. The record is from RefSeq and is a predicted model, not a curated record. The transcript has 2 exons. Gene Ontology annotation, cellular component: nucleus.
AUGUCGGAGCGGUCUACGCAACCUUCACCCACAAAAGAUUGUCCAACCUGCCAAAGGCGGCGCAUCAAAUGUGACCGCGGCUUACCUGGUUGUGCAAAAUGUGCGAAGCGACAUCUAGAAUGUCCUGGUUACGGCCUCCAACUGAAAUGGGGCCAAGGUGUCGCAAGUCGCGGUAGACUGCAGGGACAAACGAUCCCAGUACACGAGGGAACCCAUAUAUCCAACUCCUUGGUUCCAAGUCGUGCAUUCGGUAUUCAUGAUACUCCCAUUGAAAUCCACAGUCCAAUCGACUUUCUACGGACUCAACCUACAUUUCCGGAAAAUUUAAUGGGAUCGCCCUUUAUCGAUCUAAGCUUAUCGGGUCCCCGGUCUCCGCACGCUUCUCGGCUACUAGCUUGGUUCAAAGAACGUGUAGCACAGAGAUUAGCAUGGAUUGAUGGGCCUCAGAAUCCUUGGAGACAAAUUAUCUUGCCUUUAGCUGAGAAUUCGGAAACGGUACUCUCCUCUGUUCUCGCGCUCGCUGCACACGACCUAGCUUCUCAGUACCCAUCGCACGAUCCUUGGUUCGUUAAGUUCCAGGAAAUCUCAAAUGCGUACCAGAAUAAAGCACUGGAACGUCUAGCUAAAGAGCUCGGCGCACUUACAUCGUCUGCAUCAACGAGCUCCAAUCCUGAUGCAUCGAUGACACUUGCAUCAGUGAUAAUCUUAUGCAAUAAUGAACUCUUAAAAGCUCAAUCUGCAGGCUGGAAAAUUCAUCUCCUCGCAGCCAGGGAACUCAUCCUCGCAAAUACCACUGCGUCAACUCUACAUGACCAACUUAUCCGCAUUCAUGAAUUUCUUCUUCAGGAAUUCUACGCUACAUCUGUCUGGACACAUCUUACCGCGGACGAUAUGAACGUCAUCAAUAAUAUCAACACCGAACCAACGAGUACUGAAGAUGCGGCGAUUACAGAUUUCAUUCGCAUAAUCCACAAAAUCACCCAAUUGGAACGAACGCACCGUCUCGCGGGGACUAUACCCCCAUUUUCUCAAAUUGAAGAAAUCCACUCGCAAAUCGAAUCAGCACGGAUAAAGAGUUUCCGAUUAAGUCAAAAAGUGAAUUUCUGGACAGAAACCGAUAGAAUUGAUUUCGAAUCUGUCAUCUGGAUGUUCUACCACGCAGAUCUAAUCUACAGUGCACAAGCAUUCCCGCAACUCCGUGACGAAGUGAUAGACACGGGUCAUUCAAGAGAUCAAAUCUUAAACCAUGUGAGACAUCUUUCGGAAACGAGGAAUGGGAUGUGGGCGCAGGAUCUUGUUUGGCCGCUUUUUAUUGCGGGAACUGAGUUAAGGGGGGGAUAG